This is a messenger RNA of Truncatella angustata, 391 nucleotides long. RefSeq lists its product as uncharacterized. The record is from RefSeq and is a predicted model, not a curated record. Lineage: Eukaryota; Fungi; Ascomycota; Sordariomycetes; Amphisphaeriales; Sporocadaceae. The coding region runs from base 27 to 191 and encodes 54 amino acids. The transcript has a single exon.
CCUAGGUUUCCUGCGGGGUGUCACAGAUGUCCCAACCCUGUGUACCGGCCAGCGAAGGCGGCCUCUGCAACCUGUCCGUGGUGCUGGCUACGAGCCUGUUGUUCUGCAAGAGCUCUUUCGAGUCUCUCUUGUCGGGGGUCAACAGAGCCAAUGCAGAGACGCAUCUUGUAGAAUUUGUGGAUUUUCAGUAGCCAUUAUGGCAUACACGUACAUAGAUAAUUGAAUAAACGCUGGUUUCGGCUUGACCAUUUCGCCAAUGAUGUAUGGGCUCACGGUCACCGUGUCCCAUGUCUUGUGUCGUUUCCUCGCCUCUUUCUCCAUCUCUACCCUGCUUGACUGCCCCCACUGUAUCUGACUGUCUAUCAGGAGUAUGUAAGUAAAUACAGUACAG